GCAGCGGCUGCGGGGGCGGCGGCGGCGGCAGCGGCCUCCACGGAGACGCCAAGUCGCCCCCUGCGCCCCACAACAAGGCGCUCGCCGGCGUCAAAGGCGACCAGCACCCCUCGAUGGCCUUCCUGCAGAACCGGUCUAUCUCGCUGGUGGACAUGUACAUUGACAACUCGGAGCCGUCGGAGAACGUCGGCCAGAUACACUUCAGCCUGGAGUACGAUUUCCAGAACACCACGCUUAUUCUCAGGAUCCUAACGGCGAAGGACUUGCCCGCCAAAGACAUCACUGGUACUUCAGACCCUUACGUCCGCGUCACGCUGCUGCCUGACAAGAAACACCGGCUGGAGACGAAGAUCAAGAGGCGCACCCUCAACCCGCGCUGGAACGAGACUUUCUACUUUGAAGGGUUUCCCAUUCAGAAGCUGCAGAGCAGAGUACUGCACCUCCACGUCUUUGAUUACGAUCGCUUCUCUCGAGAUGAUUCCAUCGGCGAAGUUUUUCUUCCUCUCUGCCAGGUGGACUUGUCAGAGAAGCCAUCGUUCUGGAAGGCGUUGAAACCGCCGGCCAAGGACAAGUGUGGGGAGCUGCUGACGUCCCUGUGCUACCACCCCAGCAACAGCAUCCUCACCCUCACUCUACUCAAGGCUCGCAACCUCAAAGCCAAGGAUAUCAACGGAAAGUCAGAUCCCUAUGUGAAAGUAUGGUUGCAAUUUGGAGACAAACGGAUUGAGAAACGUAAGACGCCCAUCUUCAAAUGCACUUUGAACCCUAUCUUCAAUGAGACAUUCAGCUUCAACGUGCCGUGGGAAAAAAUAAGGGAAUGUUCUCUGGACGUAAUGGUGAUGGACUUUGACAACAUAGGAAGAAAUGAACUGAUAGGCCGCAUUCUCUUGGCUGGUAAAAAUGGCUCUGGAGCAACCGAGACUAAACACUGGCAAGACAUGAUUACAAAACCCCGACAGACAAUUGUACAGUGGCAUCGACUGAAACCAGAAUAAGGGCAGUAGUUCAGUAUUUCACUACCGUAUUUACUAUUUUUUUGUGUCACGUCCUUCCUGACUUGAUGAAGAGUAAUUGUUUGCUUCCUGCGUAAUUUACAUACAUGUAUUCGUUGAUAGUCGCCCAAGAAAUUCUCUUUUAGAAAAUUUAAUCCAUACUGCUACAGUUACAUUGUUUUAAUUUGUUUCAGUAUGAACUCUGAUCUCUUUGGAAACUUCACUGUCGGUCCAUUCACAGUAAUAAACAUUCCCAUACCAUUGUUCCCGCUGUUGCUAGUACAUAUAUCUGUUUGAUUUUGGAAUUGUUUACCACAACAGCAAAUAUAUUGUGCAGUAAAUACGGUAGAGAACUGGGAAAUAAAGUAAGAAUUAUAAAAAUGUGUACAUAUAAAAUGAUGAUGUAGUCUCUCUAUACUCAUCUGUGUCUAAGACUAGUUGCAUGCUUAUAUAUCUGUUGAUCAUCUGUUAUUCAGCUGUCCGAAACGUAAUUCCUUUGCUACACCUUGCAGUGUUAAUAGUUAUACCACUAAUAUCAUGAACUGAUAUCAUGUUAAUUUUAUUCUUAGGCCACAUAAUUAUUUUGGCUUCUCUGGAGUACUAUAAAACCUUUUAUGCUUGACAAUGGAGCAUAUUUUAUCCCACUGUACCAUAUACUUCUGUGCUCGAUAUGUACAUACAUGAUCUCUCUCUGACAUUGUAUUAUUAUCAUCAGCUAUGAGUGUAAUGCUGUUUACAAGUAAGUGGAAAAUUUUAUAGUCUAUCUGAUGUAUCAUAACCAGAUUAGCAAAUAAGUAGCGUAAUGGUAGUGUGAAAUAAUUUUUCUGGAAUACUAUUUAUUUAUGUAUUUUAAAUAUCUAUUGAAGAAGGUAUAUGUGCCCCUCAAAUUGUGACCCUCUCCUUAAAAUUCCCCUUUUUUGGAAAAAAAUCAUGUAUUCUCAAGAGAGUAUCCCUUUUAACAUAAAUUCUCAAAUAUAGCAUAAAAGUGAUCAUUACACCAGCAAAAAUUACAUAGCAGGAAGAGUAAAGCUGAAAGAGAAUAUUGGGGAUAAUAUUAACACAGAGACAAUUAUUGUUAAAACUGAAUACAAUCUGAUUUGAGUUGCAUAGUUAUGUUUACCACAAAUUAUUAAAAGUGAUGUAACACAUAAAUUGUUACAUAUUUCUUGUUGUGUACAUUUUUAUCUGAUUGUUAGA
This is a messenger RNA of Schistocerca nitens (vagrant locust), 2189 nucleotides long. RefSeq names its product synaptotagmin-7 (gene Syt7). Gene Ontology annotation, molecular function: clathrin binding; calcium-dependent phospholipid binding; SNARE binding. Gene Ontology annotation, biological process: calcium-ion regulated exocytosis; cellular response to calcium ion; regulation of calcium ion-dependent exocytosis. NCBI's taxonomy places the organism in Eukaryota, Metazoa, Arthropoda, Insecta, Orthoptera, Acrididae. The transcript is spliced from 7 exons. Gene Ontology annotation, cellular component: synapse; membrane; axon. The coding region runs from base 114 to 995 and encodes 293 amino acids. The record is from RefSeq and is a predicted model, not a curated record.